Bradysia coprophila is the source of this 785-nucleotide messenger RNA. RefSeq lists its product as uncharacterized. Lineage: Eukaryota; Metazoa; Arthropoda; Insecta; Diptera; Sciaridae. The record is from RefSeq and is a predicted model, not a curated record.
GAACGAAAUCAGUCAUAAUUUAUCGUCCGGUCAACUUAGUUCGAAGAAUGGAAUCGAUAGUGAACUACCCAGACUAUACGAAAGAUAUGAACGCGGUUCUCAAUCAUAUUGAUUGUAAGUGGCUUAAUGGAACCCCACCAGACUACAGUCUAUCGAACAAACUAUAUUUUGCAGAACGUUCGAAGGAGCAUGUGAAGGGAACGCUACCAGACGUAGUCAACAAUUUAAUUAAAAAUUGGGAACGAGAAUUAUCGUACAAAACAGACCCAUCCGAAUGGGUGACCAUAGUUCCAACAUUUCGAAUGAAUGUCAAUGGCGGCAACUGGCUAACCAUAUCGGAUGUGGGUAAAAUUGGCGCCUAUAAUGCAUUCAUUGGCGACACGGAAUUAUAUUGCUGUAGUCGUGUGCCCGAUCCACAUGAGUCACACAAAAUAUUCCGCACUGCAUUAGGCAGCGGUUUCGGAUGGGAAUGCAUUGAAACAUUCUCCGAUGCACCGACGAUAGUUUUCAAAUGGAGACACUGGGGACAUGUGACCGGAGAGUAUAAAUGUCCGAUGAGAAAUGGUCGGGUGAUCACUGCGUCACCGGUGGGGAAUAAAGUCGAAAUAUUCGGAUUGUCGAAAAUGGUGGUGAAUGAGAAAUUUCAAAUUAUGGAAAUUGAGCAUUAUUUCCGACCGGAUCAGGUCAUGGAGCAGAUGAUCAAAGGGCAUGAUGUACUAAAAAUUUAAUAUUUUUUUUCAACUGAGGCACAGCUUCAACAAUAAAAAUCGACAAAAUUGUAACAA